Python bivittatus (Burmese python) is the source of this 3747-nucleotide messenger RNA. NCBI's taxonomy places the organism in Eukaryota, Metazoa, Chordata, Lepidosauria, Squamata, Pythonidae. The record is from RefSeq and is a predicted model, not a curated record.
AUGCCUUUGAAAGCCUCGCCUUCUCGCAAGGCUUCUGAAGGCCUCAGAAGACUUCUGAAGCCUUGCAAGAAGGCCUCAUGCAGCCUCAGGAAGAAAGCCUCGCAUGGCCAGCAGCUGCCUCAUAAAGGGCCAGGCCAGGCACCUCAGCAGUUGGAGGAAGUAGAUGGCAAAGUAAGAUUUAGAAACUGUGAAGCAAGCAGAAAAAUCCAUUUUGAAAGCAGCGCGCCAACAGAUUUCAGAGUUGGUGAUGAUGGUGUGGUAUAUGCAGCUAGAAGCUUUCAGCUCUCUCCGGAACCCACUGAAUUUCUCCUGUAUGCCAGUGACAAAGAAACAAAAGAACAGUGGCAAGUGAUCAUAAAAUUAGGUCUUGACUCAAAGGAUUCAGUAAAGGAGCAAAAGAAAAUGGAAGACAUUGUAUUUCCUAGACAACAAAGUAAGCACAGUGGCCAUCUGCAAAGACAGAAGAGAGAUUGGGUCAUCCCUCCAAUCAACUUGCCAGAAAACUCCAGAGGGCCAUUUCCACAGGAAUUAGUUAGGAUCAGAUCUGAUCGGGAUAAAAGCCUUUCCUUGCGAUACAGUGUUACUGGUCCAGGAGCUGAUCAGCCUCCAACUGGCAUCUUUAUCAUCAAUCCCAUUUCAGGUCAAUUAUCAGUGACAAAACCAUUAGAUCGGGAGCAAAUAGCUUCUUUUCAUCUAAGGGCACAUGCUGUAGAUGUAAAUGGAAACCAGGUGGAAAAUCCUAUUGAUAUCGUUAUUAAUGUCAUUGAUAUGAAUGACAAUAGACCUGAAUUCCUACAUCAGGUUUGGAAUGGGACAGUCCCAGAAGGAUCAAAGCCAGGGACCUAUGUGAUGACUGUCACUGCUAUUGAUGCUGACGACCCCAACGUUUUGAAUGGAAUGCUGAGAUACAGAAUCUUGUCACAAGCCCCAAGCACGCCUUCUCCAAAUAUGUUUACAAUCAACAACGAAACAGGUGACAUUAUCACAGUUGCUGCUGGACUUGACAGAGAGAAAGUACAACAAUAUACAUUAAUAAUUCAAGCUACAGAUAUGGAAGGAAAUCCAACAUACGGUCUUUCAAACACGGCAACUGCUGUCAUCACAGUGACAGAUGUCAAUGACAAUCCCCCCGAGUUCACCGCCAUGAUUUUCUAUGGUGAAGUUCCUGAAAACAGAGUGGAUGUUAUAGUAGCUAAUUUAACUGUGACAGAUAAAGAUCAACCACAUACACCUGCUUGGAAUGCAAUAUACAGAAUGACAAGUGGUGAUCCCACAGGCCGGUUUACCAUUUUUACUGAUCCAAAUAGCAAUGACGGGUUGGUAACUGUUGUGAAGCCUAUUGAUUUUGAGAGCAAUAGGAAGUUUGUACUGACAGUUGCUGCAGAAAACCAAGUGCCUUUGGCAAAAGGAAUUCAGCAUCCUCCUCAGUCAACAGCCACUGUAUCCAUUACAGUCAUUGAUGUGAAUGAAAGCCCAACUUUUGUCCCAGUCACAAAGCUUAUACGUCAGGAGGAAGGGAUGCUUCCUGGGGCUGUUUUAACAUCAUUCACAGCUCAGGAUCCAGAUCGUUACAUGCAACAGACCACUCUAAGGUAUUCAAAACUUUCAGAUCCCGCCAAUUGGUUGAAGAUUGAUCCAGUUAAUGGUCAGAUAACAACAACUAGUGUUCUGGACAGAGAAUCACCACAUGUGAAAAAUAAUAUGUAUAAUGCUACUUUCCUUGCCACUGACAGUGGAAUCCCACUAAUGAGUGGGACUGGUACCCUUCAGAUCUAUCUGCUUGACAUCAAUGAUAACGCUCCCCGAGUGGAUCCUCAAGAAGCUACAACAUGUGAAACACUACAGCCCAAUGCAACAAAUAUCACAGCAAUAGAUGAUGAUAUUGAUCCAAAUGCUGGACCAUUUGCAUUUGAGUUGCCAAAUUCUCCUCCCAGUGUUAAGAAAAAUUGGACCAUUAUUCGCAUUAGUGGUGACCGUGCCCAACUGGCUUUAAAGAUCAGGUUCCUUGAGGCUGGAAUCUAUGAUGUUCCAAUAAUAAUAACAGAUUCUGGAAAUCCUCCCAAGUCUAGCACUUCUAUUCUGAAGGUGAAAGUUUGCCAGUGUGAUUUAAAUGGAGACUGUACAGAUGCAGACAGGAUUGUUGGGGCAGGACUAGGCACAGGUGCCAUAAUUGCAAUUCUCCUCUGUAUCAUCAUAUUACUUGUUCUAGUUCUAAUGUUUGUGGUUUGGAUGAAACGCCGUGAUAAAGAACGUCAGGCCAAGCAGUUACUCAUAGAUCCAGAAGAUGAUGUGAGAGACAAUAUUCUGAAAUACGAUGAAGAAGGUGGUGGUGAAGAAGAUCAGGACUAUGAUUUAAGUCAGCUCCAGCAACCUGACACUAUAGAACCAGAUGCCAUCAAACCUGUUGGAAUAAGACGACUUGAUGAAAGACCUAUCCAUGCAGAACCUCAGUAUCCAGUCAGAUCAGCAGCUCCUCAUCCUGGGGACAUUGGGGACUUCAUUAAUGAGGGACUUAAAGCUGCAGAUAACGACCCUACAGCUCCUCCAUAUGACUCUCUUCUAGUCUUUGACUAUGAGGGAAGUGGUUCCACCGCUGGAUCUUUGAGCUCCCUCAACUCUUCAAGUAGUGGUGGCGAGCAAGACUAUGAUUAUCUAAAUGACUGGGGUCCACGUUUCAAGAAACUUGCUGAUAUGUACGGGGGAGGUGAUGACUGAAUGCCGUGGUGGCCAGCGUUGCAUUUGGACAAGUACAAACCUUUUCACUGGUAUUCCCAACAAGCGUACAGAAGCUAGGCUUUAACUUUGUAGUCUACUAGCACAAGUGCUUGCUGAAGGCUUUGGCAUAGGCUGCAAACCUAUUUGGGCUCACUGGGAAUAUCAGUCAUCCAAUGCUGUUUGGAAAAAAAAGGAAAACAAACAAUUGAGCUCAGUUACACUUGAAUUUUACAGUACAGAAGCACUGGGAUUUUAUGUGCCUUUUUGUACCUUUUUCAGAUUGGAAUUAAUUUUAUGUUUAAGGCUUUAAAUGGUACUGAUUUAUGAAAAAAUGAAGAAAAACCACAUUGGGGGUGGGGAGAAAGCGCAGUCACCAAUAUGCUUCAACAUGCUUUUGUUACAUUACAUUGCUUUUAUUAAAAUAACAAAAUUGAAAAAAACCUCAUGGGAAAAUUUUGUUAUUGGGGAGAUGUGGGGGAAGAAGGCCAUAAAAAAUGUACAAUACUUCUAGUUUUAGAUGCUAGGGUUUUUCACUAAAAUUCUAAAUCUUAUGCAGCUGGUUGCAAAUAAAGGGAGUUUUCAUAUCACCAGUUUGUAGCAGAACUGAUUUUCUUUUCUUAUGAUAGAAUGUUACACACAUUUUGGUCUUAAUCCAUAUACACAUUUUUUUAAAAGCAUUUUCCAGUACUUUUUUUCCCACUUCACUGUAAAAAAUGGUAUGUGUACAUAAUGUUUUAUUAGCAUAGUCUUUGGGAAGUGCUGAAACUUCCAAACAUGUGUAUGUAUUAUUUGGACUAUGGAUUCAGGUUUUUGCAUGUUUAUAUCUUUUGUUAUGGGUAAAGUAUUUACAAACAGGUUGCAAACAAGUGACAUUGAUUCAAUUGUUGAGCUGUAGUUAGAGUACUCAAGGUUUGAGUUUUUUAAAUUAAUUUUUUGUUUGUUUUAUUUGUUUGGGGUGGGCAAAAAGUUCUUAGCACAAAUGUUUUACAUAAUUUGUACCAAAAACAAAUAAAACUGUGUGAGAGAGAGAAA